This is a messenger RNA of Erythranthe guttata (spotted monkey flower), 1995 nucleotides long. Lineage: Eukaryota; Viridiplantae; Streptophyta; Magnoliopsida; Lamiales; Phrymaceae. The record is from RefSeq and is a predicted model, not a curated record.
AUGUCAUUAUCGUACUCUGUCCCUGAGAUUGGUGUUUUUUCAAUCAACGAUGAUGAUGAUGAAGAUGUAAAAGGGUUAUUUAUUAUUGUGGAACAAUGGUCGAUUCAAAGGAUUGAAAUUGUUGUGAAGCAAGUUCAUGCAUAUCUCAGUACGUCUGAUACUAGUUACAACUCUAUGGUAGGUUCAUCGAGUGUGUUACCUGUCGCUGCAAUUGAAGCAGCAGUUAAUCCCCCAUGCAACACAUUACGUGCCAUUGCCCCCAGAAAGACUUUGCUUAGCUCACAUUGGAUAAAUCUGAUAACCGAUGUUGGACAAGUUUUCCGUGGGGGACGUUCAGAAUUUAGAAUAUGUUUGGCUAAGUUUGCGUAUGAGCUUGGAUUUGGAUUCGAUUUUAUCAAAAACGAUACGAAGAGAGUGACUGCAGUUUGUAAGCUUAGACAGGAGAAAAAUUGUUUGUGGAGAAUUCAUGCUACAAUUCAACCUUCAACCGAAUAUUGUAUUAUUCGCACGUAUGAGAAACAUCACACGUGUGAGUCGGCAUUUAGUGCUGUCAAGAAGAAUUAUGGGAUUGAUAUUAGCUACAAUACAGCAUGGAGAGCUAUGGAAUCUAGUCGGAGUUUUGUGUUCGGAGACGAUGGAAUAUCUUAUUCGUACCUCAAAGCGUAUUUUGAAGAAGCUGGGCGUUGCAAUCCAGACAGUGUGUUUCACCUUGAAGUUGAUGGGAAGCAUAACUCGUUCAAUCGUUGUUUCUUCAGUUUUGGUGCUUGUCUGUCCGGAUUUAAGUUUUGCCGUCCGAUUCUUUUUUUGGAUGGAACAUUUCUGAAGGGUAGAUACAAAGGUAUUCUUUUGAGCGCCAUGGCGAAAGAUGCAAGAAAUGGUCUUUAUCCAGUGGCAUUCGCCGUUGUGCAUGAGGAAAAUGAUUCAAACUGGAAUUAUUUCAUGGAACAUUUAAAAUGUUGCAUUAGCUCAGAUCGUGUUUUGACAUUCGUAUCCGAUCGGCAGCACGGUAUCUUGGAAGCUGUUAGAAAUAUUUUCCCUAAUUGUUACAAUGCAUUCUGCUUGUUGCAUUUAGAGAAUAAUUUGAGGUAUAAGUUGAGUGGAAUAAGCUCUAGUUAUAGAGAUGUUUUAGUUAAUCAGUUGAUAGCAUGCGCGUAUGCUCCCACUAAGGAAAUCUUUCAUGAGAAACUUCAGAAAUUUAAAAUUGAUGGUUCAUGGAAAGUUGUUGAUUUUUUGUCAGAUUUGCCUUUUAAAAAUUGGGCAAAUGCGUAUUUUGAGGGGCAUAGGUAUGGUGAGCUGUAUUCAAAUGCUGUGGAAUCAUGGAAUGGUACGAUAAAAAAAUUCCGACAUUUGCCGAUUACCCAUCUGGUUGACAGCAUUAGGGGUUAUAUGAUGGAUAAAAUUUGCAAGAGGUCUGCAAAAGCGAGGGGUUGGACUACGAUGCUUUGUCCAAAGAUGGAAAAGAUUUUAAGAACUUUUGUCGAAGACGGGAGGACAUGGACUAUUAGAAAAUCAAAUCAAUUUGUCUUUGAAGUGCAUUCAGACUCUCAUGAGAUUGUGGAUUUUUUUGCUAGAAUGUGCACAUGUCGGGAUUGGCAGCUUAAAGGAUUCCCUUGUUGUCAUGUGGUUGUGGUUCUCAAGAAUAUCCCCGUCGGUGAAAGAUAUGGGUACAUUGACCCCUUGUUUUAUGCCAGCAAUUUCCGAUCUACGUAUUCUUUUUCUAUUUACCCAUUUAUGGUGGACUUUACAAAAGUUGAGCAGCCAGCUAUUGGACUGGAUUUCCGAUCUACGUAUUCUUUUUCUAUUUACCCAUUUAUGGUGGACUUUACAAAAGUUGAGCAGCCAGCUAUUGGACCUCCAGUUUGCCAGACAAGACGUGGAAGACCAAAAAAGAAGAGGAUCCCAUCUCGUGGUGAGAAUAUCAAGAAGAAGAUCAAGUGUGGAAGAUGUAAUGAGAUUGGUCAUCACAACAAGAAGACUUGCAACAAAGCUAUUUGA